CGUUUCCAUCUUCUCUUCCUCUUCCUCCCAACUCCCAAAAGGCCUGGUAGUGGUCAGACUCACAUGUAGCAGGCAGCUACCAAUCGGCCACCACGUGCUAUAACCGCUAGUAAUCACGUGCGCGAGUUUCAGCUUACCUACCAACAACUGCAACAAAGAAGAGAGUAUUGAAGCUCGACCUGUACAUUUUUUUUCCUUUUUAUUCGAAGGACCGCAGUUGAAUAUUAUAAGCCUAUAUAUACUCAAGCGUUCCGAUACUUGCCGUCAUUGCCACAUCAUAUUUUGCAACGUUCAUAAUUAUAUUAUAGCUUAUAAGCAUGGGGUCGGAGAGUGAGUCCGUUUGCGUCACCGGUGCGUCUGGUUUUAUCGGAUCAUGGCUCGUCAUGAGGCUCCUAGAGCGCAAUUACUCCGUCCGAGCCACCGUGCGCGACCCAGAUAAUAUGAAGAAGGUGAAACAUUUGCUAGAGCUGCCGAAGGCGAAGACGCACUUGACGCUCUGGAAGGCUGACCUCGCCGAUGAGGGAAGCUUCGAUGAUGCAAUCAAAGGGUGCGCCGGAGUUUUCCAUGUCGCCACUCCCAUGGACUUUGAGUCCAAGGACCCUGAGAAUGAAGUGAUUAAGCCAACGAUAAACGGAUUGUUAGGCAUAAUGAAUGCAUGUGUCAAAGCAAAAACUGUUCGAAGACUGGUUUUCACAGCAUCUGCAGGUUCUGUCAACGUUGAAGAGCACCAAAAGCCAGUCUACGAUGAAAGCUGCUGGAGUGACGUUGAAUUUUGCAGGGCCAAAAAGAUGACUGGAUGGAUGUAUUUCGUCUCCAAGACACUUGCUGAGCAAGCCGCGUGGAAGUUUGCCAAAGAGAAUGGUCUGGAUUUUAUCACCAUUAUACCACCUCUUGUGGUCGGUCCAUUCAUCAUGCCAUCAAUGCCACCCAGUCUUAUAACUGCACUGUCCCUUAUCACCGGAAAUGAAGCUCAUUACUCGAUAAUUAAGCAAGGGCAAUUCGUUCACUUGGAUGACCUCUGCAUUGCUCACAUAUUUUUGUAUGAGCAUCCAAAAGCGGAGGGGAGGUAUAUAUGCUCCGCCGAAGAUGCCACAAUUCACGACAUUGCAAAGUUGCUCAGAGAAAAAUACCCCGAGUAUAACAUUCCUACAAAGUUGAAAGGCAUCGAAGAGAAGUUGGACAUUGUCUCUUUCUCUUCAAAAAAGGUGAAAGAAUUGGGGUUUCAGUUCAAAUACAGCUUGGAGGACAUGUUUGUAGGAGCUGUUGAAACAUGCCGAGCCAAGGGUUUGCUUCCUCCUGCCGCCGGUAAUUAAAAACCAUGUCAACGGCACGAGCAAGGGUUGAAAUUGUGUCGGCCGGCAUGUUGCGUGACAAGGUUUUACGUUGGUGAAGUAAAAAUAAAAUUAAAAAAAAUGAAAUCAUCUUUCAGCCUAGCUAUGAGAUGAGUGCAUGAGUGGUAUCUGCUAAUGUUAAUUUUCUCAUUUUAUUCAAAGUUGUUAUCUGGAUUAAUAAUCUGUUCAAAAAUUUAAAUAUAUCUAUGAUUAAUUCUAUGAGAGAAUUGUUGAGGUU
This is a messenger RNA of Alnus glutinosa, 1569 nucleotides long. Its product is annotated as bifunctional dihydroflavonol 4-reductase/flavanone 4-reductase-like. Bases 318 to 1313 code for a protein of 331 amino acids. Gene Ontology annotation, molecular function: dihydroflavanol 4-reductase activity. Lineage: Eukaryota; Viridiplantae; Streptophyta; Magnoliopsida; Fagales; Betulaceae. The transcript has 6 exons. Gene Ontology annotation, biological process: anthocyanin-containing compound biosynthetic process. The record is from RefSeq and is a predicted model, not a curated record.